CCUAUUAAUAAACUAGAAAAGAAGAAAAUGAGCAAAUUGAAGGUUUUAUGUCUCAACUCUUUGACUGAUGGGCCUGCCCUGUCUCUUUCUGGAAGUAAAGCAAUGUUAGCAGCUUUGACAAAUUUACUAAGAGGCAAAGGACUGCUAGAGAGAGUAGAUCUUGGGAAUUGCAACGUUAAAGAACUUAGUUCUGAUGAUGAUUUUAAGAAGAGAAUGAUGAAUGCAGACGUUGUUAUAGCCCAUCCAGAUGUCUUUCAGUAUUGUCCUUCUGUCCUAUUCAGCUCUGAGCUAUCUCUUAAAUUAUUGCAAAUUAUUUAUGCUGGAUGCAAUCAGCUCUUAAAAGCUCUUGCUGAUAACAACGCAACUCUUCCCUAUCCUGUUGCACGAAUGGGUGGUAGUUUUGGUCCUCAUAUGGCUGAAUAUGUCGUUGGUCAAGUUAUCGGUUUUGAACGUCACUUUCCAAAAAUUAUAGGAAAACAAAUAGCAGAUAGGGACAAUCUAUGGAAUAUUAGAGAUCUUGGCUAUCGUAGACUACGAGAUCUUACAAUAGGAAUACUGGGUCUUGGUGAUAUAGGGCGGGAAAUUGCUAAGUACUGCAAAUUUCUUGGCAUGACAGUUUGGGGUAUGACUAGGACACCAGUACCAAAGGAAAAGAGGCUAUCCUGUGUAGAUCAAUACAGGCAAUUAGGGGAGCUGGAGGAAUUACUGUCUGCCUCUGAUUAUGUUUGCAAUGUCCUUCCUAGUACACCAGAAACUGCUGGACUGCUUGAUAAAGAUGGAUUCAAGUCUUGUGCUGAAAAGAAGCCUGUAUUCAUUAACAUUGGAAGAGGUGACAUUGUAAAGGAGAGUACAAUAGUAGAAGCAAUCAAGAACAAGUGGCUCAGUGGAGCAGCUUUGGAUGUGUUUAAUGAGGAGCCACUACCACUUACCAGUGAAUUGUGGGGACUGGAUAAUGUUGUUAUUACUCCGCAUAUGGCAGCUCUUACUAUGACAGAUGAGUUGGCCGAGCUAGUGUGCGAACAGAUUGAGCGGUGUUUGUCCGGAAAACCGUUACUCUAUAUGAUUGAUGUUAAAAGAGGCUACUAACUGAUUUACUGAAGAAAUUAGAUAUUUGAAUUUUAAACUUUAAAGCAGCUGAGUUCAGUUACAUGUAUAUAUAGUUUGAUUUUGUUUCAUGAUAUAGUAACUUAA
Messenger RNA from Amphimedon queenslandica, 1191 nucleotides. Its product is annotated as glyoxylate/hydroxypyruvate reductase A-like. The record is from RefSeq and is a predicted model, not a curated record. Gene Ontology annotation, molecular function: NAD binding. The coding region runs from base 28 to 1086 and encodes 352 amino acids. The transcript is spliced from 10 exons. NCBI's taxonomy places the organism in Eukaryota, Metazoa, Porifera, Demospongiae, Haplosclerida, Niphatidae.